Molecule: messenger RNA, 557 nt
Organism: Dimorphilus gyrociliatus
Lineage: Eukaryota; Metazoa; Annelida; Polychaeta; Dinophilidae
Source: the annotation of a GenBank genome assembly
GUCACUCUACCCAACAGUGUGGUUUAGUCAUCUACUAAAUAACACUGAUAGACUCGUAGAAGACUGGUUGGGCAUUCCGAAUAUCCGAAUUAUAAAACUCUUAUUAUUCGUUCGAUUUGCGGUUGUUUGGUCAGAAGUUGAUCUUUUUUUUCUAUUUUAAUAUGGAAGCUAGUUGGGUUAAAGGAGGAGAGACGUUCGGAGAUGGUUGCUACGACUGGGAGACGUACGAAUUAUUGGUUAGCGAAUUGCUUAAAGUGAAGGAUGUUUCUUUUCCUCUGUUUUGUUUGUUCCAUCGUCAUUACCAAAGGGGUAAGGAAAUACUUAACGAUUUGGCUAAAGAUUACGCAGUCUGGUCGGCUAAGAACCAUAGGACCAACAAGUUAAAGAUUCAAGAUCUCCAUUUAAAGAUAUCCCGUGCCCAAGCUGAUGUUUUGUUUAUGAUACGACGUAGAAUUAGAUAUGCUAAGAAAAAUAUGCGAAUGUACGAAACUAUGUACCAGAGUGGAUUCUAUACUGAAUUCAAAAGACCGGAGAAGAAAACUAGCGAAGACGCCUAA